Molecule: messenger RNA, 730 nt
Organism: Pseudogymnoascus verrucosus
Lineage: Eukaryota; Fungi; Ascomycota; Leotiomycetes; Thelebolales; Thelebolaceae
Exons: 1
Coding region: 167-478 (103 amino acids)
Source: RefSeq, a predicted model, not a curated record
CUCCGUCUGUCUGUGGUGGGAAUCGAGAAUCGAUAGACUCGGAUGAUCAGAGGGGAAUGGCACUCUAGCACUAUAAUAGAUAGCACUAUACUAUAGUUGUGUAUUGUAUGGUGGUAUUCCCCGUUCGUAAGCACUGCAUGGAUGGGAUGCGACUACUGUGGCGUGCAUGGAGCUUAGGGAGGUGGUGGUGUGGCUUGAGGGAUGGGAGGAGGAGGCAGAGGGAAGAGGAAGAGGAAGAGAAUUACCGAGGAGAAGGGGAGAGGGAGAACGGGAGGUUGGCCCGAGGAGAAAGGUGAGAACAGAGAGGGGCGUGGACAUGGGCGUGGGCGGUGUGUCGUGGUGCCAUAGGGCUGAGGCAGCUGUGUGUGUGGUGAAGGAUUGGAGGGAGUGGAGUCGAAGGAUUUCUUAUCGAAUUGGCAGGUAUUGGCAGAGUGUUGGUAGUGUUAGUAGUGUCAAGGCCGUGCUGUUGUGGUGGUAGUGGAGUGGAGUAGUCGAUUAACGAGAUUGGCGACCGGUGAGAUGGAAAAAGGCUAUAAACAGAUUUGAGCGGAUUGUGCGUGCAGUCAAACAAACUACUGUAAACAACAAGUGAUGGCCUAAUCAGCUAUACAUAGUAAACGAGAUUGGAUUUAGGGCUGAUGCUGAUAAUGCUGAUGAUUGUUACGUACAGAUUGACUCCAUACGUACACUCAUCAUCUAGUCAACAAGGCGAGCACAAUAAGAAAGAGUG